UUUCGUCCUAUCACAGCAACGAAUCACGGCCACGUGAGCGUUGCCUUGGUGGCAAGUGAAGCUAGCUAUAACGACUACAUGCUAGCAUUAGCUUCGGUAUGCUCCUGAACAGAAAUGAACAGAGAUGACAUUUGUCUGCUUCUUGGAGCAACUGGCGUCGGGAAAACGUUGUUGCUGAAACGUCUACAAAAGCUCAGUUUGCAUGGAUUGGAGGAACUGGGCGAACCUCCUUCUACCCUGCCUACAGUAGGAACCAACCUGACAGACCUGAAACUGAAAAAGAAGAAGAUGACAUUGAGAGAGCUGGGAGGCUGCAUGGGUCCUAUAUGGCCGAGUUACUUCAAAGACUGCUCAUCUGUAAUUUUCAUGGUGGACUCAGCCAACAUUGCUCAGAUAUCCGCCUCCUGUAUCCAGCUGCUGUCAGUUCUCUCUGCUGAGCAUUUGCACAAUGCCUCUGUGCUUAUUCUAUUCAACAAGAGGGACAUGCCCUGCACUAUGAGUCUCGUGGAGAUAAAGUCGCUGUUCAGAAUGGAUGACAUCAUUGCAUCUGCUACUCAGCCGAUCACAACACAGGAACUCAGUGCCCGCUCUGGACAGGGACUUCAGGAGGUGCUGAGCUGGCUGGAGUCCAUCAUAGUCAAGUGAAAUAUCAUAUGUUUUUUCCUUAUGAAAAUAUGCUCCUCCCACAGGACUUGAUCUAGCUUCUUGGCAAGAUAUGUCUGAAAUGUCUGUGUGCAAAGACAAUGUAAAUGUACACACAGUUUGGAUGGACUUAAUGAUGUGUUAAACUGAUGAACUGGUGCUGUAUCUUUGGUUCCAUAUACAUAUGGCUACUGUUCAACAGUGUGAAUGGGAAAGGAAAUAUAUUAGUGUAUUAUGGCAGGAUGUUGUGAUUAUUAAGUACCAUAACUCUUGUUAAACCAAAUAAUACUGUAGAUCUUACAGUUAGUUGUUUUUAUACUGGUCACCUUUACCAAUUAAAUGCCACAGAUACGCCGCUGGAAUGUAUGACUAACUGCAGUUAGAUUCUCAUGUCUAAGUAAAGACUUGUUUUAUAUUAAAA
Molecule: messenger RNA, 1063 nt
Organism: Gymnodraco acuticeps
Lineage: Eukaryota; Metazoa; Chordata; Actinopteri; Perciformes; Bathydraconidae
Gene: arl16
Product: ADP-ribosylation factor-like 16
Exons: 5
Coding region: 115-645 (176 amino acids)
Molecular function (GO): GTPase activity; GTP binding
Source: RefSeq, a predicted model, not a curated record